Molecule: messenger RNA, 1407 nt
Organism: Chanos chanos (milkfish)
Lineage: Eukaryota; Metazoa; Chordata; Actinopteri; Gonorynchiformes; Chanidae
Gene: slc16a1a
Product: solute carrier family 16 member 1a
Biological process (GO): plasma membrane lactate transport
Cellular component (GO): basolateral plasma membrane
Molecular function (GO): lactate:proton symporter activity
Source: RefSeq, a predicted model, not a curated record
AUGCCACCUGCCAUCGGAGGUCCUGUGGGCUACACCCCUCCAGAAGGGGGCUGGGGCUGGGCGGUGGUGGUGUGCUUUCAUCUCCAUGGUCUCUCUUACGCUUUCCCUAAGUCCAUUACCGUCUUCUUCAAGAGAUCGAGUAUCUUCAAUGUCACGAGCAGUCAGGUAUCCUGGAUCUCCUCCAUUAUGUUGGCGGUCAUGUAUGCUGGAGGUCCUAUCAGCAGCAUCCUGGUGAAUAAGUAUGGUAGCCGUCCCAUUAUGAUGUUAGGGGGCUGUCUCUCCGGGUGUGGACUCAUCGCUGCAUCCUUCUGUGACACAGUAGAAGGCUUGUAUUUCUGUGUGGGAGUGGUGGGAGGCUUGGGACUGGCCUUUAAUCUCAACCCAGCCCUGACCAUGAUUGGUAAAUACUUUUACAAGAGACGGCCCAUAGCUAACGGCAUUGCCAUGGCAGGCAGCCCAGUCUUCUUGUCUACUCUGGCCCCACUCAACACCUGGUUUUUUGACCAGUUUGGCUGGAGGGGCAGUUUCCUGGUUCUGGGUGGGCUGCUUCUCAACUGCUGUGUGGCUGGAUCUCUAAUGCGACCCAUUGGACCCAAGCCUCAGCCAACAGGAAAAGAGGCCAACAGAAAUGAGACAAGGGAAAACAAGACAGUUAUGCAGAUGAUCAACAGCUUCAUUGACCUCACACUCUUCAAGCACCGUGGCUUUUUGCUCUAUCUUAUGGGAAACGUGGUGAUGUUUUUUGGCCUCUUCUCACCCUUGGUCUUCCUCAGCAACUAUGCCAAAAGCAAAGACAUCAAAAAGGAGAAGGCUGCUUUUCUGCUCUCCAUUCUGGCCUUUGUGGACAUGGUGGCCCGUCCCUCUAUGGGUAUAGUAGCCAGCACCAAAUGGGUCCGACCAAGAAUACAGCACUUCUUUGCUGUUUCCAUUCUCCUCAACGGCGUGUGUCAUGUGUUGGCUCCACAGUCGGUGGACUACACCGGCUUUGUGAUCUACUCUAUCUUCUUUGGAUUUGCUUUUGGCUGGCUCAGUGCCGUGCUGUUUGAGACCCUAAUGGAUCUUGUGGGUGCCCAACGGUUCAGCAGUGCUGUUGGCCUGGUAACCAUUGUAGAGUGUGGUCCAGUACUGCUGGGACCUCCCUUGUUGGGUAAAUUCAAAGACAUCUACAAUGAUUACAACUACACAUACAUAGGAUGUGGGAUUAUCUUGAUGGUUGCCAGUGUGUUUCUCUUUGUGGGCAUGGGCAUCAAUUACAGGCUGCUGGACAAGGAAGCCAAACAAGAGGCAAAGAGAGCCAAGCAAGAAGAAGAAACUAUCAGGGACGGCGAGGCCAAGGAAACUGCCAGUGACGUGGCUCUACCAUUACAACCAACAAACGAAUCAAAAACUGCAGAGGACACUGUCUGA